CGCGAGAUAACAGGCCGAUUAAAUAGGAGGAAGAAGAAGAGUGUGUUGUUUGUUUAGGUUUUCGCUGACAAAAUGGGGACUCUUUCCUUCUUUGUCUGCGCGUUGGGACUCUUCGCCUGCACAUCAGGAUCUGCAGAUGUGUUCGACAGCGUCUUGGGAAACACAGCAUCUUGCCACAAGUCAUGUGAAAUGACGUACAGUUUGCACACGUAUCCACGGGAGGAAGAACUCUAUGCCUGUCAGAGAGGCUGCCGUCUGUUCUCCAUUUGUCAGUUUGUUCGUGACGGCGACGAUCUUAAUCAGACGAAAUCCGAGUGUGAAUCAACCUGUCGUGAAGCCUACACCCACUUUGAUGAGCAGUACGCAUGCAACCUGGGCUGUCAGAACCAGCUUCCGUUUGCUGAGCAGCGGCACGAGCAGCUGGAGGCCAUGAUGCCUAGGAUUCACCUGCUGUACCCCCUGACUCUGGUCAGAGGGUUUUGGGAGGAUAUGAUGAGUCAGGCCCACAGCUUCAUCACCUCCACGUGGAUCUUCUACCUCCAGGCUGAUGAUGGCAAAGUUGUCAUUUUCCAGACUGAACCACAAGUCAAGUUUUUCUCCCAGUUUGAAGUGGAAAAAGACUUCGGAGAGGAGCCACAGAAGAGCUUUCCCGGAUUGAGCCCAGUUUACAAAGAAUACCAUCGCACUUUAAUCCAGGAGAGGGACAGAGAUAUGACCCGGGACAGCAGCUAUGAUGACUACAACCUCUUCAACUGUCUCUCCAGGAACCCGUGGCUACCAGGGUGGAUCCUAACCACAACUCUGGUCCUGUCUGUGCUGGUCCUGAUCUGGAUCUGCUGUGCCACGGUGGCAACUGCUGUUGACCAGUAUAUUCCUGCUGAGAAAUUGAGCAUCUAUGGUGACCGGGAGAACGGAAUGGAGCAGAAACUGACUCCAUACCCAGCAUCCUCCCUGCUGAUCAUUACCUCCAAAGGGCCAGAGGUAGAGGCCGGGCCGCUCCCUUCCAAAGUCAACCUGAGCCAGUCCGAUGUCUAGAGGCCAAAGCCGUAGCAGAGAAGGGAUUUCCUCUUUUUAUGAAUAAUAUUUGGUUGAUUUUUAUCCUCUGGCUCCAGACCUGUGCUUCUCUUGGGCUAAACAGGAGCAACUACUUGCAGAAGAUUUUGUAUAACUGAUGUAAUGUCUCGUCUCCCUUUUGAUGCUUUUAAAAUUGAAGUGAUGAAAGGGUAUUUUUCUGUAUAUUGGUAUAAUUGAGGCAUUAAAGUAAUCGGCAGUACAUGUAAUAUGUUUUGGGAUUUUUCUUCAAUUUCAAAGUGUGCAUUAGCUCUCUUGGUGUGCUUAUUUUAUUGAAUGGUUAAAUGAAAUGUUUGACUUGAAGUGAUUUUAACCCAAAUGCUCUUUUUGUCAUAUAGAUUGUGCUAAUAUGCUCUCUGUACGUUCUCAUGUUUCUACUGCAAUGAUUUACAGAAGUUGGAUUUUACAAUAAAAUUCUAUGCUCCUCAUCUCAAUUAAUAGUGACGGUACACACGGUAACACCUACUGUCCUGCUUCACUGUUUGUUCUCAUGAUUGAUCGGGAUUAAAAACAAUGGAGGGAAGUUGA
Messenger RNA from Anarrhichthys ocellatus (wolf-eel), 1599 nucleotides. It is a transcript of the gene tmem59, whose product is annotated as transmembrane protein 59. The record is from RefSeq and is a predicted model, not a curated record. The transcript is spliced from 8 exons. Bases 73 to 1035 code for a protein of 320 amino acids. Gene Ontology annotation, cellular component: lysosome; late endosome. Lineage: Eukaryota; Metazoa; Chordata; Actinopteri; Perciformes; Anarhichadidae. Gene Ontology annotation, biological process: positive regulation of autophagy.